Messenger RNA from Colletotrichum abscissum, 1017 nucleotides. RefSeq lists its product as uncharacterized. The record is from RefSeq and is a predicted model, not a curated record. The transcript has a single exon. The coding region runs from base 1 to 1017 and encodes 338 amino acids. Lineage: Eukaryota; Fungi; Ascomycota; Sordariomycetes; Glomerellales; Glomerellaceae.
AUGGCAUUGCGACUGGUCGGUUUCCAGUUGUUGGGCCUGGCAGCUCUCCUGCUCUCACCAGCCUCAUCGGCCCCUACUACUGGUUGCGAUUGGCGGAACGCAAGUGAGGUCACGUCAUUGCAGUCCGUCCCCGGAGCACGAUCACUCGAGAACAUUGCGGUUCGGGAGAAUGGAAACCUCUUAGUCACCUCCACGGCCUCUCCGACCCUUUUCGACCUGUCACCUGAAGCCAAACAUGCGCCGAUUCCUGUUGUCACCAUCGACGGCGUUAACAGUCUCCUCGGAAUCACCGAACUCGGCGAAAAGGAUGUUUUCUACGUCCUCGGUUCGAAUCUGACCUCAACCGAAAACUCGAACGGCUUGUGGAAAGUCGACCUCCGUAAAUUCCGCACCUCGCGCAACGGGACUGUGCUCCAGCCAGCUGUGCUUUCUCUCAUCACGCUUGUCCCAUCCGCUCUUCAACUCAACGGCAUGGCACGUUUGGCCAAGAAUGAUACUCAGAACCUGCUCAUAUCCGACUCUGGCCGUGGAACCGUCCUUCGACUCAACGUAAACACCAAGCUCGUUGAGACUGUUCUUGCUGAGCCUGAGAUGGCUCCAGUAUCUUCGAAUUCCAGCAUUGGCGUCGCCGUCAACGGGAUUCGCAUUCGGGGCAACAAACUUUAUUUCGUGAGCUUGGACCAAGGCCUAUUCGGCAGAGUCCCCAUCUCUCUCACAACCGGAACAGCCACUGGCCCCGCGGAGACUCUGACUACCAACAUCACCUUUGGUGACGACUUCGCUUUGUCGAAAGACGGUAAGACUGCCUAUGUUGCCACCAACGGUCCUCUGGAGGUUCUCGGAAUCGAUUUGGUACACGGAGGAAAGACCGUCGUUGCAUCCUCGCCCCUUCUCGGAGCUGCAUCUUCGGUAGCUCUGGACUUGCACCACCCUCGCAAGGUUUUGUACGUGACGGGCGCUGUGUCAUCUGGCAAUAGCACUGUUGGGCAUGUGUCUCGCGUUACUUUGAGGUGCUAG